AUGGCGAUGAUGGCAGCAUUUGCGGCUUCAACGCCUUUACCAUCAGAUUAUGUUAAAACCGAUUCUCGAAUGUUUUUCUCUUAUCACCCAGAGAACACUUCGUUCCAAAGAGGUUAUUUAGGAGUGGGAGUGUCAACAAUAUCUGGCACCCUUCAUAUCAGGUUUCCACAAGCGGUUGAAGCGAAAAAUAUUACAUUAAAUUUCACCGGAAGAGAAAUAGUUGAAUGGGUUGAUUUAAAAAAAGUUCGAGCGGAAAAAAUUAUUGAUAAUAAACAGAUAUAUCUAUGGCAAUCAUCAUCAGAAUUGGGACAUGAGUUGAUCACGGAUUUAGAUUUGCCUUUUGAAUUUGAAAUCCGAGAUGAUUUUAUUGGAUCAUUUAAUAGUCAAUUGGGUAAAGUACAAUAUACCCUUCGAGCCACCAUUAAUCGUAAACCUAGAAGAAAGAAACAUUCCGUUGAAGUAUUGGUACCUUUAUGUAGGUGGUCAAUUCCAAAACAAGAGGAGAUGAGACCCUUGGUGAUAAAGGCUCAUGCAAGGAAUCGUAAAGUUCCUUUAUCUUGGCAAGCCAUCUUACCUCAAACAUUUUUUGAUGUAAAUAGUGAAACUUUAGUGAAAUUAAGGUUGACCUCUCAUAAUCCUAACCUGCGUAUUCGCAAGAUUAGUGCCUGCGUAAAGACUUGUAUAAUUUAUUCCGUGGACGACCGUGGGGUCAUUCCUGUGCAACGUGAAAAGCGUCAUCAAAAACAUAUCAUCGCUGGUAAAGAUAUCUUGAUAACCCCGAUGGGUCCUGAUACGAUUUUCGAAGGAAAUGCUAUCGUAAAAGUUCCUUCAAAUAUCCCUCCUUCAGGAAAAACAAAGUUCAUGUGCGUCAAGAAUAAACUUCAAAUUAAAGUCACUUUUGAGAGAUCACGUCAUAGCGUGAUGAUCAUGAGAGAAAUUGUCAUCGGAAAAAAUUUCUUGGAUGAUAAAUCCGCUGCCGAUAUGAGAGAUUCCAUGGAUUAUUUCUCUGGCACUGAAUUCACUGAAGAUCAAUAA
This is a messenger RNA of Funneliformis mosseae, 1035 nucleotides long. The record is from the annotation of a GenBank genome assembly. Lineage: Eukaryota; Fungi; Glomeromycota; Glomeromycetes; Glomerales; Glomeraceae.